AUGCCUGGAGUUCCCAUCGACGCCCUGGACAACCUCAAGUCCAAGUUCAAGGCCAUCUUCAAGAAGAAGGACGAGAAGAAGGCCGAGGCCAAGCCUGCUGCCACUCCCGCCGCGACAACCACCACGCCCGCGGCCACUGAACCUACCAAGACCGAAGCUGCCCCUGCUGCGGCCCCGGCGACCGAGCCCGCUGCUCCUGCUCCCGCUCCCGCUGCUGAGCCGGCCAAGGCCCCCCAGGCCGAGGUCGAGGCCAAGAAGGACGAUGCUCCUGCUACUACCGAGCCCGCCAAGGCUGCAGAGGCUGCUCCCGCAGCGCCCGCAACUCCUGCCGUAGCCGCCGAGGCCCCCAAAGCCCCUGAGCCCGCCACCGAGCCCGCGAAGACGGAGGAGACUCCCGCAGCUACCACCCCGGCCGCGGCCCCGGCUGCGGAGACCGCGCCCGCGCCCGCGCCCGCUCCCGCUGCCGCUGCCGCUACCCCCACCGAGGUUGCCAAGCCCGAGGAGAAGAAGGAGGAGGCCACUGCCACCGCCUAG
Molecule: messenger RNA, 534 nt
Organism: Colletotrichum orchidophilum
Lineage: Eukaryota; Fungi; Ascomycota; Sordariomycetes; Glomerellales; Glomerellaceae
Exons: 4
Coding region: 1-534 (177 amino acids)
Source: RefSeq, a predicted model, not a curated record